Arachis duranensis is the source of this 1168-nucleotide messenger RNA. RefSeq lists its product as uncharacterized. The record is from RefSeq and is a predicted model, not a curated record. NCBI's taxonomy places the organism in Eukaryota, Viridiplantae, Streptophyta, Magnoliopsida, Fabales, Fabaceae.
AUAACCCUACUUGAUUUCUAUACGAGAAUUUAAGUAUGGAAAUCACCAGAAGUAGUUCUUUCCUAAUCAUUUUGCUAGUGUUUGUUUCAAGUUUGGUGGAGACAAAUGCAUAUUAUUAUAAGAAUUGUUAUGCAGGGCGUUGCAAUGGAAAAUAUAUAAGGUGCCCAGAAGAGUGUCCAAGCAGUGAAUCGAAUGAUCCCAAGGCUAAGGUUUGUCAAAUUGAUUGCGACAAACCCACAUGCAAUGCUGUCUGUAGACAGCGCAAACCAAACUGCAAUGCACCUGGAUCAGGAUGCUAUGAUCCUCGAUUCAUCGGUGGAGAUGGCAGAGUGUUCUACUUCCAUGGAAAGAGUAAUGAGCACUUCAGUCUCAUCUCUGAUUCCAACCUUCAAAUCAAUGCUCGCUUCAUCGGACACAGGCCAGCCGGCAGAGCCCGCGACUACACCUGGAUCCAGGCUCUUGGCAUCCUGUUCAACUCUCAAACCUUCUCAGUGGAAGCCACCAAGGCGGCCCAAUGGACCGACACCGUUGACCUCGCCGUCAAAAGACGUGAAAGUCGAGAGAGUAGCCAGCAAGAACAACGUCAUAGUAACACUGGAGAAUGUUGCUGAGAUUCUUGUCAAUGUUGUGCCGAUAACCAAGGAAGAUGAUAGAAUUCACAACUAUCAAGUGCCUAAUGAUGAUUGCUUUGCUCACUUGGAAGUUCAGUUUAGAUUCUUCAGUUUGUCCCCGAAAGUUGACGGUGUUCUUGGAAAGACUUACAGGCCGGAUUUCGAAAACCCGGCGAAGCCAGGUGUGGCGAUGCCGGUCGUUGGCGGAGAAGACAGUUACAAGACAACGUCAUUGCUUUCUCAUGAUUGUGCUUCUUGUUUGUUCUCUCAAGAAAGCUCUUCUGAGAGAGAUCCUUCUACUAAAAUGAUUACCGAAUUGGACACACUUGAUUGCACCAAGUUUUCUUAUGGAUUGGGAAUCGUUUGCAAGAAAUGAAUACCAGAAAGAAAAUUAAAAGGCAAUGGUUUAUUAGGUGAAUAUACUUGAAACCUUGCUUGAAAAAUAAGGGCACAGCCAUAAAUAAUAACGCUAUUUCUUUGUUAUUGUAAUUUGUAUGCUUUGUUGUUUGAUAAUUUGAAGUUAAACAUUGUGUUACUCUUUCGUUUAUGUGAUUCAA